Messenger RNA from Aureobasidium pullulans EXF-150, 864 nucleotides. Its product is annotated as carbonic anhydrase. Gene Ontology annotation, molecular function: carbonate dehydratase activity; zinc ion binding. Bases 1 to 864 code for a protein of 287 amino acids. The transcript is spliced from 2 exons. The record is from RefSeq and is a predicted model, not a curated record. NCBI's taxonomy places the organism in Eukaryota, Fungi, Ascomycota, Dothideomycetes, Dothideales, Saccotheciaceae.
AUGCUGUUCAAAUCACUAGCUGCUCUCGCAGCCAUCCUGCCAUCCGCCUUCGGUUGUCCCCACGAGUCACAUAUGCGCAAGAGACAAGCCGCAAAUGAGACUAUCGAGAAUCCGGAGUGGGCGUAUGAGGCCAGUUACAACUGGGGACGCCUUGAUCCGAUGUACGCUCUUUGUCAGACCGGCACACAACAAUCACCUAUUGCUCUUUCACUCGGCAAUGGCCUGUCUCUCAACCACAUCCCUACCUUCCACAACUAUACCGGCAAUGUCACUGGCAGAUUCCGCAACUGGGGCUACGGACCUGCCUUUUCCCUUAGUCAUGAUGACUUGACAUCGAACCCUUCGUUCACGUACGACAACGAAACUCUCUACCUUCUCGGCUGGCACAUCCACGCGCCUGCCGACCACUCCGUUGGUGGUGACCGUAGCAAGGCAGAGAUGCACUUUGUCCAUGCCGAUGCCUCCGGCCACGAAAAAGCCGUCCUGGCCUUCCGUCUCGAUCCCGGUAACAGCGAUGCAGCUUUCUUCAGCCAGCUACCUUCCAUGAUCGGCUUCAACGAGACUGACACCGAGUACGAGCAAGAAAUCAGCAUGGAUGUUGAUCUCGCUUUGGCUUCUGUUUUGCACUUCAACGAAUUCUGGACCUACCAGGGCAGCCUGACUAGCCCUCCUUGCCGUGAGGGUAUCCGUUGGUUCGUGGCUAGACAAAUUCUGUUCACUGGUGUCAAGCAGAUGCAGGCGAUCUUGGGUGCUAGCACUUACUCUGCUAGAGCUGAGCAGGAGGUUUGGCAGCACAGAAUUAACGAGUCAGGAGGAGCCAACUUGCUCGGGAGAGGAUGCCGUGAGGGCUCUGAUUGUUGUUGA